This is a messenger RNA of Adineta steineri, 669 nucleotides long. NCBI's taxonomy places the organism in Eukaryota, Metazoa, Rotifera, Eurotatoria, Adinetida, Adinetidae. The record is from the annotation of a GenBank genome assembly.
AUGACUAGUGAAUUUUCCUUAUCACUUUCAACAAUAAGAAAAACAACUCAAAGUAAUGCUUUAUUCUCUGCACAACAAACUAAUUAUUAUGCUUAUACAUUGAGUGGUAAUAUAUAUACAUAUACAGAUCCAAAUUGGUAUGAUGGGUGUAAUUGUGGAGCUACAUCUACAUGCAAAUCUCAAAUUAACAUUCGGGAUGCUUAUAAUAAUACAAUAUAUAUGUAUGUGCCAGGUAUUUAUACUGGAUGUUAUGUAAUUGAGUCAUUACUUCAGUCUGAUCUUCGAUGUUUUUAUAAUCAGAGUUGUAUAGAUAAGUUACAAUCAUAUUUAGUACCACUUUCACAAAUGAAUGUAUCAGCACUUGAUAGAUCAUUGUUAGUUCGAUUUGUGGAGAAUUCAACAACUCAAGAAAUGAUGGAUGAAUUAAUGAUCGAAACGUGGAACUCAUCAAUAAUGUAUGAGAGUUAUUAUAAUGAAUGUCAACCGUCACAAUGUAGUUAUACUGUUGAGACAAAGAACGAUGCAAUAUAUAUUAUUACAACAUUAAUUGGACUAGUUGGUGGUUUGAUAACAGUUUUGAAACUGGCUGUGCCAAGAAUGGUCAAACUUAUUGUGUUUUGCAUCCGACGAUAUAGAAUGAGACAGAAUGCAGUAAUACCGAUUGGUUGA